Molecule: messenger RNA, 570 nt
Organism: Fraxinus pennsylvanica
Lineage: Eukaryota; Viridiplantae; Streptophyta; Magnoliopsida; Lamiales; Oleaceae
Source: the annotation of a GenBank genome assembly
AUGCAAGAGAUGAUGCACCGAUUGAACCUCCAUUUCAAUUCGCACUUCACCGCCUCUGCCUCUGCUCUCCUCCUUUACGAGGAGGCAUUGUGCCAGGAUUUUGAUCAAAAAGUGAACACCGCCAACAAGCUCACACAAUCUGGGCAGAUUUCAGAAAACCUGAGUUUGAGUGGUGCUUUAACCAAAAAAGCUGAGGAAAUGGGAAGAUCUGCUCUGUCAGCUUUCAUGGCUAAGGAAGAGGAUAUUCAAACGAGGAAAAUGGAGGUUCAGGAGAGAGUUCUAGCACAGAGGCGUUUGUCCACUGUCCGUGAGGUUGGUAAUCGUAUAAUAAGGAAGAGGAUCCAUGUCCGUGUUGAACAUGUGCAGCCCUCACGCUGCCAUGAGGAAGUCCUGCAAAGGAUCAAGAGAAAUGAUGCAUUAAAAGCGGAAGCAAAAGCUAGAGGGGAAGUGAUAAGCACUAAGAGGCAGCCAAAGGGCCCUAAACCUGGCUUCAUGGUGGAAGGUGCAACUUUAGAAACAGUGACACCCAUCCCCUACGAUGUGGUCAAUGAUCUCAAGGGUGGUUAUUAA